Molecule: messenger RNA, 3312 nt
Organism: Echinops telfairi (small Madagascar hedgehog)
Lineage: Eukaryota; Metazoa; Chordata; Mammalia; Afrosoricida; Tenrecidae
Gene: DGKH
Product: diacylglycerol kinase eta
Exons: 29
Coding region: 214-3249 (1011 amino acids)
Biological process (GO): diacylglycerol metabolic process; intracellular signal transduction; lipid phosphorylation
Molecular function (GO): protein binding; ATP-dependent diacylglycerol kinase activity
Source: RefSeq, a predicted model, not a curated record
AGUAUUAAGGAGGGACAGCUAUUGAAGCAAACCAGUUCUUUCCAAAGGUGGAAAAAGCGAUACUUCAAACUUCGGGGCCGUACCCUUUAUUAUGCGAAGAAUUCAAAGUCUCUGAUAUUUGAUGAAGUGGACCUCUCAGAUGCCAGCGUUGCCGAAGCAAGCACCAAAAAUGCCAACAACAGCUUCACGAUAAUCACCCCGUUCCGAAGGCUCAUGCUGUGCGCUGACCACAGGAAGGAGAUGGAGGACUGGAUCAGCUGCCUCAAGUCCGUACAGACCCGGGAAACCUACGAGGUGGCCCAGUUUAACGUGGAGCAUUUCUCAGGGAUGCAUAACUGGUACGCCUGCUCCCACGCCCGGCCCACCUUCUGUAACGUGUGCAGAGAGAGCCUCUCCGGUGUCACCUCCCACGGCCUCUCCUGUGAAGUGUGUAAAUUCAAGGCUCACAAACGGUGCGCAGUGAGAGCAACAAAUAACUGCAAGUGGACGACCCUGUCGUCCAUCGGGAAGGACAUCCUGGAGGACGAGGAUGGCGUAGCCAUGCCUCACCAGUGGCUCGAGGGGAACCUGCCCGUGAGCGCCAAGUGCGUUGUCUGUGACAAGACGUGCGGCAGUGUCCUCCGUCUGCAGGACUGGAAAUGCCUCUGGUGCAAAGCCAUGGUACACACGGCCUGCAAAGAUUUAUAUCAUCCUGUGUGCCCCCUCGGCCAAUGUAAAGUCUCUGUCAUACCUCCAAUUGCACUAAACAGCACUGAUUCUGACGGUUUCUGUAGAGCAACCUUUUCAUUCUGUGUUAGUCCUCUGCUGGUUUUUGUCAAUUCCAAAAGUGGAGACAAUCAGGGAGUAAAGUUCCUUCGUCGAUUUAAACAGUUGCUAAAUCCAGCUCAGGUGUUUGAUCUCAUGAACGGAGGUCCUUACUUAGGUUUAAGAUUAUUUCAUAAGUUCGACAAUUUCCGGAUUCUCGUUUGCGGAGGAGAUGGAAGUGUUGGUUGGGUUUUGUCGGAAAUUGACAAACUCAACUUGAUCAAACAGUGUAAGGUGGGAGUGUUGCCUCUCGGUACAGGUAAUGACCUUGCUCGGGUCCUUGGCUGGGGAGGCUCCUGUGAUGACGACACCCAGCUUCCUCAGAUCCUGGAGAAGCUGGAGCGAGCCAGUACCAAAAUGUUGGACAGGUGGAGUAUAAUGACAUAUGAACUCAAAUUGCCACCAAAAGCUCCUCUACUUCCGGGACCUCCAGGACAGUCGUCAGGGUUUUAUAUGACCAUUUAUGAAGACUCGGUUGAAACUCAUCUUCAAACGAUCCUCAGCGCCGACGAGCGCACCGUGAUCCUAUCAUCAGCCAACAUAUUAUGUGAAACUGUAAAGGACUUCGUGGCCAAAAUCGAGAAGGAAUAUGGGAAAGCGCUGGAGAGCCCUGAUGAUGCAGACAUGGCCAGUAAAUGUUCGGUCCUGAAUGAGAAGCUGGGCCAGCUGCUGCAGGCCGUGCAGAAGGAUCAUCCGGCGCCCCCGUGUGUGGGCUCAGUCAUUGCUGAAGAGGACCCUGCGGAAUUUUCCAGCGAAGAAUCCUUGCGUGACACCAAGGAGCACCUUGCAGACAGCGCCACGCCCUCGCAGAAAGCCGCCAAGCCCACGCUCAUCAUGUUGAGGGCAAACAGCUUAAAGAAGGCCGUGAGGCAAGUCAUUGAACAAGUCGAGAAAGCGACGGAUGACCACACAGCUCCCCCCUGUGGCCCAUGUCCGCAGUCACCCGAAUGUGAUCCCCCAGAAACAGCGGACCCUAAAGAGGAAUGCAGGGAAGAUGAGGCCCAAGAGCCGGGACCUGUUAAAACUGCACCUCGGUCUCCAGAUGGUCGGGCAAGUCAGACUUUAUCCCAGACGGACUCCUCCAGCUCUGGCCCACCUGUGGCAGCCGGCAAAGAAAGCCUCCCCGUGCUCAAUACCAGAAUCAUCUGCCCAGGUUUAAGAGCAGGACUCGCUGCCUCCAUUGCUGGGAGUUCUAUUAUCAACAAAAUGUUACUAGCAAAUAUUGAUCCUUUCGGCGCAACGCCAUUCAUUGACCCAGAUCCAGAUUUGCUAGAUGGGUAUACAGAAAAAUGUGUGAUGAAUAAUUACUUUGGAAUUGGAUUGGAUGCAAAGAUUUCCUUAGAAUUUAAUAAUAAACGAGAAGAGCACCCUGAAAAAUGCAGAAGCCGGACUAAAAACUUCAUGUGGUACGGCGUCCUCGGAACCAGGGAGUUGCUGCAGAGAUCCUACAAGAACCUAGAACAAAGGGUUCAACUUGAGUGUGACGGCCAGUAUAUCCCCCUCCCCAGUCUGCAAGGCAUAGCAGUGCUGAACAUCCCCAGCUACGCAGGCGGCACCAACUUCUGGGGCGGAACGAAAGAGGACGAUAUAUUUGCUGCGCCGUCAUUUGAUGACAAGAUUCUGGAAGUGGUUGCCGUCUUUGACAGUGUCCAGAUGGCAGUUUCCAGAGUCAUUAAACUGCAGCACCAUCGAAUAGCCCAGUGUCGCGCGGUAAAAAUCACUAUCUUUGGUGACGAGGGAUUACCGGUUCAGUGGCCGCCGGGUCCAAGGCCUCGCCCGGUUACACCUUGGAACAGGAUUUGUGAUGCAGCCACCAUUCACUGUCUUCUGGAGCAAGAACUGGCACACGCCGUGAAUGCAUGCUCCCAUGCACUGAACAAAGCCAACCCCAAGUACCCAGAGAGUCUUACGAGGGACAUCGCCACUGAAAUUGCCGUGAACGUGAAGGCCCUCUAUAAUGAGACGGAGUCUCUACUGGUCGGCAGGGUGCCUUUGCAGUUGGAAUCGCCGCAUGAGGAGCGGGUAUCCGACGCCCUGCACUCCGUGGAGCUGGAGCUACAGAAGCUCACCGAGAUCCCGUGGCUUUAUUACAUCUUCCAUCAAAACGAGGACGAGGGGCCUCCUAUGGACUGUACCAAAAGAAACAACAGGAGCACAGUUUUCCGAAUCGUGCCAAAGUUGAAGAAGGAAAAGGGUCCGAAGCAGAAGGCAAGCUCUCAGCCUGUUCAGAAAUGGGGCACAGAGGAAGUUGCUGCGUGGCUGGAUCUGCUCCAUUUGGGAGAGUACAAAGAAAUCUUCAUCCGCCAUGACAUCAGAGGGGCUGAACUGUUGCAUCUGGAAAGGCAAGACCUUAAGGACCUCGGGAUACCGAAGGUGGGUCAUAUGAAGCGAAUUCUUCAGGGAAUUAAAGAGCUUGGGAGAAGCCCUGCCCCAUCAGAGGUGUAAUCUUAACGGUGCUGUUCCUGGAAAGAGAGGUCGCUGCUCCCCAAUACACGGUCCUCGGACGAA